UUUUUCGUUUGUUUGAAAAAUCAUCGAAUAUCAAUGUUCAAAUUGUUACUUUUGGUUAGUUUGGCCAUUAUGGCUUAUGGUUCUCAUUAUCAUGGCCAUCAUUAUGGUCAUCAUCACCAUCAUUCGGUACAUUUACCAGUUCAUUCAAGUCAUCAUGUUAAAUAUUAUCAUGUUCAUGGACAUCAUCAAAUACAUCCAAUUCAUGUUGAAGUCGAAGCACAUGCUGUACCAAUACAUAUGACAUUUAAAUCAAAAUCAUCACAUCUUUCAAUUGAUCAACAUCAUGAAAAUACUGGUGGAUCACAUAAAAUAUCACAUUCUGAAGAUGAACCACAUUACCUGAAACAUUAUGUAAAAAAACCAAUAUAUCAAGAAGUACAUGAAAUAAUAACACCAUAUAGAAAAAUUACACAAAAAAUUGAACCAGUUCAUGAAGAAAUUGAAACAUUGGUUGCGAAAAAACAUGGUUAUCAUCAUAAACAUCAUCAUUCGGUACAUUUACCUGUUAAAUCCAAGCAUCAUAUUAAAUAUUAUCAUUCGAAAUCUGAACAUCAUAUACAUCCAAUUCAUGUUAAGGUUGAUGCACAUGCCGUACCAAUACAUAUGGAUUUUGAAUCCAAAUCAUCACAUUUAAUGGUCGAUCAACAUCAUAAAAAUUCUGGUGGAUCACAUAAAAUAUCACAUUCAAAAGAUGAACCACAUUACCUGAAACAUUAUGUCGACAAACCUGUAUAUCAAGAAAUUCAUGAAAUAAUCAAACCAUAUAGAAAAAUUAUUCAGGAAAUCAAACCAGUACACGAAGAAAUUGAAACAAUUGUAGCCAAAAAACAUGAAGAUGAUGGUCAUCAUGAUGAUUAUCAUCACAAGAAAGAAGAAGAACAUAAAGAAUCAUAUGGAAAACAUGGUGAUGAUGAACAUUAUGCGAAAAAAUCCGGUUAUGAAUGCUAA
Messenger RNA from Dermatophagoides pteronyssinus (European house dust mite), 948 nucleotides. RefSeq lists its product as uncharacterized. The record is from RefSeq and is a predicted model, not a curated record. Lineage: Eukaryota; Metazoa; Arthropoda; Arachnida; Sarcoptiformes; Pyroglyphidae.